GGAUUCUGAGACCUUCCUUGUAUCCCUCCUGACACUUCUUUGCUGCAAGAUCGAGGCUGUCCUCCGGUGAGAAGGUGUUGAGGCUUCACGUCAUAUUCCAGCUCUGAACAGCAACAUGGGGUGCAAAGUCCUGCUCAACAUUGGCCAGCAGAUGCUGCGGCGGAAGGUGGUGGACUGUAGCCGGGAGGAGACGCGGCUGUCUCGCUGCUUGAACACUUUUGACCUGGUGGCCCUCGGGGUGGGCAGCACGCUGGGUGCUGGCGUCUAUGUCCUGGCUGGAGCUGUGGCCCGUGAGAAUGCAGGCCCUGCCAUUGUCAUCUCCUUCCUGAUUGCUGCGCUGGCCUCGGUGCUGGCUGGCCUGUGCUACGGCGAGUUUGGUGCUCGGGUCCCCAAGACGGGCUCAGCUUACCUCUACAGCUAUGUCACCGUUGGAGAACUCUGGGCCUUCAUCACUGGCUGGAACUUAAUCCUCUCCUACAUCAUCGGUACUUCAAGCGUAGCGAGGGCCUGGAGCGCCACCUUCGACGAGCUGAUAGGCAGACCCAUCGGGGAGUUCUCACGGACACACAUGGCUCUGAACGCCCCCGGCGUGCUGGCUGAAAACCCUGACAUAUUCGCGGUGAUCAUAAUUCUCAUCUUGACAGGACUUUUAACUCUUGGUGUGAAAGAGUCGGCCAUGGUCAACAAAAUAUUCACUUGUGUCAACGUCCUGGUCCUGGGCUUCAUUAUGGUGUCAGGAUUUGUGAAAGGGUCGGUUAAAAAUUGGCAGCUCACGGAGGAAGAUUUUGGGAACGCGUCGGGCCGUCUCUGUUUGAACAAUGACACAAAAGAAGGGAAGCCCGGUGUUGGUGGAUUCAUGCCCUUCGGGUUCUCUGGUGUCCUGUCGGGGGCAGCGACGUGCUUCUAUGCCUUCGUGGGCUUUGACUGCAUCGCCACCACAGGUGAAGAGGUGAAGAACCCACAGAAGGCCAUCCCCGUGGGGAUCGUGGCGUCCCUCCUGAUCUGCUUCAUCGCCUACUUCGGGGUGUCGGCCGCCCUCACACUCAUGAUGCCCUACUUCUGCCUGGACAAUAACAGCCCCCUGCCCGAUGCCUUUAAGCAUGUGGGCUGGGAAGGCGCCAAGUACGCAGUGGCCGUGGGCUCCCUCUGCGCUCUUUCUGCCAGUCUUCUAGGUUCCAUGUUUCCCAUGCCUCGGGUUAUCUAUGCCAUGGCUGAGGAUGGACUGCUAUUUAAAUUCUUGGCUAAGGUGAAUGAUAGGACCAAAACACCAAUAAUCGCCACACUAGCCUCUGGUGCCAUUGCUGCUGUGAUGGCCUUCCUCUUUGACCUGAAGGAUUUGGUGGACCUCAUGUCCAUUGGCACUCUCCUGGCUUACUCGUUGGUGGCUGCCUGUGUGUUGGUCUUACGGUAUCAGCCAGAGCAACCUAACCUGGUAUACCAGAUGGCCAGUACUUCUGACGAGUUAGAUCAAGCAGACCAAAAUGAGUUGGCAAGCAGCAAUGAUUCCCAGCUGGGCUUUUUGCCAGAGGCAGAGAUGUUCUCUUUGAAAACCAUACUCUCGCCCAAAAACACGGAGCCUUCCAAAAUCUCUGGGCUAAUUGUGAACAUUUCAACCAGCCUCAUAGCUGUUCUCAUCAUCACCUUCUGCAUUGUGACGGUGCUUGGAAGGGAGGCUCUCACCAAAGGGGCGCUGUGGGCAGUCUUUAUGCUCGCAGGCUCUGCCCUCCUCUGUGCCAUGGUCACGGGUGUCAUCUGGAGGCAGCCCGAGAGCAAGACCAAGCUCUCAUUUAAGGUUCCCUUCCUGCCAGUGCUCCCCGUCCUGAGCAUCUUCGUGAACGUCUAUCUCAUGAUGCAGCUGGACCAGGGCACCUGGGUCCGGUUUGCCGUGUGGAUGCUGAUAGGCUUCAUCAUCUACUUUGGCUACGGCCUGUGGCACAGCGAGGAGGCGUCCCUGGAUGCUGACCAAGCAAGGACUCCCGAUGGCAACUUGGACCAGUGCAAGUGACGCACAGCCCCGCCCCCCGGAAGUGGCAGCAGCUCCGAGGGACGCCCCCAGAGGACCGGGAGGCACCCCACCCUCCCCACCAGUGCAACAGAAACCACCUGCAUCCACACCCUCACUGCAGCUGAAGGUGCAGUUACUUGAACUGCAGCCCCAGCCCACCCUCGGCUCUGCAGCCGGCUCUCCAGGUCCUGGUCACCUCCAGACAGCUGCUUGGCUGGGGCCACUAGGCUGCAGCUGGCCACUGUGUCUCCUCACUUCUCUGAACAAAGCAGUUCCUCCCCUAUCAGCUCAGCCCGGAUCUGCCACAGCCUCAGGCGGAACGGAGGUCACCUUCUCUCCUUAUCUUGGGAACCAGGCCUUCCUCCCCAGGGACUGUUCUGGACUUGAAAUUGUGCAUACUCCAAACUUCCGCAGCCAUCUUCCCGCUCAGCCCCAGACACCCAGCAAUCAAGCCAGAUGAGUACCACAAAACAGUGUGUCCCCAGCAGCUCCCCACCCUCAGAGCCAAACGACAGCAGCGCGCUUAAAAAGGAAAAUCAGGCCUGUUGUCCUCCCGUUGUGUUCAGAUGGAUCAUUAGGGCUGGAGCUCGCCUGCCCCUCAGCUUCUCGGGGCUUUGCUCUGACACCGUGACUGGCUGGUCAGCGGGGCUGAGGGCAGCUGGUUCCUCUCAAAUGAGGAAGAAGGGAUCGCUCCCAUUAGGGUCUACUCUGCUUACGCAUGUGUGCGCACGCGUGUAAACCAGGGGCCUUCCUCAGCUCAUGGCCUCCAGGCCUGGGCCAGUUCUUGCUGCUCUUGCCGUCUUCUCUGACGGGCUGUGUCCUGAGUAACUGGAACAUGAGACUGUAUCUGCAGGACUGGCUUCAUGACGGCCGAGUUAGAAGUGUGUUUCCUGUAAGUCGCCACUGUUCACUCAGUCUUGCGGCUCUUGUAAAGUUCUCAAGGCUGGUGGCAGCUCCGUCCGGGUUUAGGACAUGUCGGGGUCAUGCGUUUCUGGCCCUGACAUGAGCUGUCUGGCCUCUCUGGGACAUGAUGAAAUUGAAAUCAAUCCGCAGUCCAUGAAAUUGUGACUCACUCCCCCAGAUGAAGUUAGGGCGUAACAUUAACGUGGAAAUGGCCACGUCAUCACCCCUGUGGCUGGUGUAUUGCUGAGAUGUGUGGUUCGUAGGGGAGAUGAUUUCCAGGCAUAUUGCUGUCCCUUUUGUGUAUCUGUCAUCCAGAUGCGUCGUACCCCAUGCCUCCAGGAGUGGGACAGACCCGAGCAUCCUCCCUGUCCCCAUAGCUACAAUGCACUCCGCCCCGGCCUGUCUUGCCCAGGUCGGGGCCUGCGGCCAACACCAUUUCACGCACACUCCUUGUAGAGGGAAGCCAGAGGAAACCUGAACGUGGGUGGAGCGUUCCAUUGAGAGUCUGCUUCAGGAGAGGAGACAGAAGGUCCAUGCUGAUGGGGGAGGGAACGGGAGGUAGGCAUUUUGGACACCAGGGGAAAUAGAAAUGUUGCUUUCAAAACUUAGUUUUCUUUCCAUUUCUUCCUCGUCUGGCCUUUGACACAAAUCUGGUAGAAGCCUGAUAAAUUGAGGGCACUUGUGCCCUCCCUGUGCCCCCAGAAGAUUCUCGGAGAGAAGUGCAAGAAUUUGUGAACACGCCAGUGGAGGGCAGGUGGGCAGCCAUGGGCUGGGCCUCCGUAUCAGGCCUGCUCACCUUGCUGGGAGCUUUAUUCUGAUGUCAUUUUGAAUGUUCCAGAGGGAGCAUCAAAAGAGCCCAGAGUUCCGAUUUCCAAAGAGAGGUAUUGACAUUUAUAUAGAUUGGUGCUGUAACAUAUUUUGAUAAAUACUAACUUAUUUUGUUG
This is a messenger RNA of Piliocolobus tephrosceles (Ugandan red Colobus), 3852 nucleotides long. RefSeq names its product solute carrier family 7 member 1 (gene SLC7A1). The record is from RefSeq and is a predicted model, not a curated record. Gene Ontology annotation, molecular function: L-lysine transmembrane transporter activity; L-ornithine transmembrane transporter activity; L-arginine transmembrane transporter activity. NCBI's taxonomy places the organism in Eukaryota, Metazoa, Chordata, Mammalia, Primates, Cercopithecidae. Gene Ontology annotation, cellular component: plasma membrane. The transcript is spliced from 12 exons. The coding region runs from base 116 to 2005 and encodes 629 amino acids. Gene Ontology annotation, biological process: L-arginine import across plasma membrane; L-ornithine transmembrane transport.